CUGUGAUAGACACAAUCCGAACUCUGGAGAACACAGGCGAAAAGCAAUAUCAGGAUUAUGUCAAGAACGUACUUGAAGAUCGCACACGUUCUAUCCACGACCCGAUCAAGAGGAAUUCUCUAGCACUCUUCAAAAAACCUCAUAGCAAGACAACAUCACGCCAGGGGAAGAAAGUCAAAGUUCUUCAGAACAACGUCGCACUUUUUAGUCAGCUGUAUAUUGCCAUGCAGAACCGGGAUGGAAUUUGGGUGAAUUCUUUGCCCAUGAGAUUCAGUCCUUCCCACCUUCCCUCUCAGAUUUUGGCGAUCUUCAUUUGCCAAGCGCGAAGUCUGAACUACUACGAUGUCUUGAGCAGCCUGCACAAACCGAACCGCCGUCAACCUACAACUGCAAAGUCCUGGAUGGUGCUGUCAUCGUUCACUGCCUUCCUACUGCUGCGGCGAGUACCUUCGAUGAGUAUGCGGAUAAGGUGUUCUUACCGUACCUAGAGAAGCAGCUGCAAGAGUCCAGAAGGUUAGAUAUUGUGUGGGAUACAUACAUUUCAGAUAGUUUGAAGGAGUCUACCAGGGUAAAAAGAGGCAAGGGUGUACGCAGAAAAGUGUCUGGCCAGACCAGGUUGCCUGGCAAUUGGAUGGAUUUUCUUCACGACUCAACCAACAAGAAGGAGCUGUUUGCCUUUCUUACCACCAAAGUUGAACAGUUCAAUUGUCCAGCAUCCACAGCUAUGUAUGUCACAUCAGGACAAUCGGUGUUGUCCAUUAGUUCUGGUAGUCCAAUGCAGAGCUGUAACCACGAGGAAGCUGACACCAGAGUUGUGGUACACAUAUUACAUGCACUCGAGCACGGAGAGAGGACUGUCCUAGUGCGUACUGUGGACACUGACGUUGUUGUCAUCCUCGUUGGAACAUUCCACAAUCUAGCUGCAGUGCAACCAUUGCUCGACAUCUGGGUAGCCUUUGGCACAGGCAAGAAUUACAGAUUCUACAGCAUCAAUGCAAUUUGUGCCAGUCUGGGGGAGCCACGGUCACGUGCACUACCCGUGUUUCAUGCCUUUUCGGGUUGCGACACUACCUCUGCCUUUAAUGGUAAGGGCAAGAAGUCAGCAUGGCAGGCAUGGCAGGCUUUUGAAGAUGUUACGGGAACGUUUGUAUAUCUGGCUUCGCAUCCCUUUGAGAAACUGUACCUGGACUCCGAAUCCUUCCAGAAGCUAGAGCGUCUAACUGUAAUCCUGUAUGACAGAACCAGCUCACUGAGCUCUGUUAACGAGACCAGAAAGGAACUCUUCUGUCAGAAGAGUCCACCAAUGGAGAAACUUCCACCGACUCAAGACGCCCUACUUCAGCACAUCCGACGGACAGUCUACCAAGCUGGAAUUUGGACUACCAGCACACAAGCAGAGCCAGUGGUUCCAUCCCCACAGGACUUUGCAUGGACCAAGGUUGCAGAUUCUUGGGUUCCAGUUUGGAUGACCAUGCCAGAAGUAUCCAAAGCAUGUAGAGAGCUGAUCAAAUGCGUAUGCAAAGGAGACUGUUCUAAAUGUAAAUGCGUUAAGGCAAAUCUAGACUGUUCGCCACUUUGCAAGUGCAAAUGCAAACAACACUAG
Messenger RNA from Paramuricea clavata, 1603 nucleotides. Lineage: Eukaryota; Metazoa; Cnidaria; Anthozoa; Malacalcyonacea; Plexauridae. The record is from the annotation of a GenBank genome assembly.